Messenger RNA from Cherax quadricarinatus, 745 nucleotides. The record is from RefSeq and is a predicted model, not a curated record. Lineage: Eukaryota; Metazoa; Arthropoda; Malacostraca; Decapoda; Parastacidae.
ACAUUUAUUUCUACCCAGUGCUGCUAAGGCUCCAUACCUAGCUCGAUUCCAAGUUUGUAAGUGUGGGAUAAUGGAACUCGAGAAGCAGGGAAUGGCAGUGAGCUCUGGGCAGGAAGUUAGUACUAACAUUGGACCUGUAGUCUGGCAAGCUGCUAUAUUUAAGGUGGGCGAUGAUGUGAGACAAGACAUGCUUGCACUCCAAGUCAUCUCUAUCUUCAAGAACAUCUUCCAAACUGUUGGCUUGGACCUGUUCCUCUUUCCCUACUGUGUUGUGGCUACCUCUCCUGGGUGUGGUGUGAUCGAAUGUGUUCCCAAUGCCAAGUCUCGAGAUCAACUUGGUCGCAGCACUGACACAGGCAUGUAUCAGUACUUCCUCGAUCUUUAUGGCGAUGAAAACUCUCACAAGUUUCAACAAGCACGUACAAAUUUUGUAAAGUCAAUGGCAGCAUAUUCACUGGUUGGAUUUCUGCUGCAGAUUAAAGAUCGUCACAAUGGAAACAUUAUGCUGGACACUGAUGGUCAUAUUAUUCACAUUGAUUUUGGCUUUAUGUUUGAAAGUUCUCCUGGUGGUAACUUGGGAUUUGAGCCAGAUAUUAAACUAACAGAAGAAAUGGUGAUGGUUAUGGGAGGCAAAGUUGAAGCAGCUCCCUUUCGAUGGUUUGUUGAGCUCUGCAUCAAAGGAUAUUUGGCUGUUCGUGCCCUUCCUGUUAAUACGCGUCUGAUCCUCUAGUUUCUGCACUAGUCA